AUGGAGCACUACGAUCGCGAGUCAGCCCUAAGAGCACGUCGCAACCAGUUCAUACGCGAGAAAAUGUUCGGCGAGGCCAUGAUGGAGGAUUCUGUCAUAUUUCGAGAUGCUAACGUCUUGAAUAUAUUCUGCGGCGAUGGUGGAAUUGCCAUGCUUGCGAUCAAAGCCGGCGCCCGCCACGUGGUGGCCAUAGAUACGCUCAUGAAUGCGAAUGCAGCUCGUCGCAUUGUUCGCAGAAGCGGAAUGUCCCAUCGCAUUACCGUAUUUGGUGUGGAUGUGCGCAACAUGCAGUGGUCGGGCUUCCAGUUUGACAUACUACUUUGCGCCUGGAUGGACGACAUGGGUGUGUUUCAGGGCAAGCUCGCCGACCUGAUUGUGGCACGUGAUCGCUUUCUUCGCAUAGGCGGCAUCAUCUAUCCCUACAUGUUGCGCGUCUCAAUUGGCGGCAUGGAGGACAGCGAAUACUGGGAGGCCACCCGCAAAUUGACUAGGGCCACAACGACAACUAGGCACUUGCAGCAGAUCGAGAUGAAGCGCCCAGUGCUGGGCCACCUGAAGCUUGAUCACGUUGUCACGUCUUUCAGGGAGAUCCUCCUGUAUGACUUGACCAAUAUCACCUUGGCCGAUCUUAAUCGCGAUAAAUCCUUCACCCUAAUGGCAGGCAGAGAUGCACCCAUACACUCCCUCUUCACGAUCUUUCAGUCAGUGGUGAUGCGCCCAACUGGACCGGUUUGCCUUACCCACUCGCACUUUACACCCAACCAUCGUCACACCAUUUUCUAUCUGGAUGUGCAGGUGAACGCCUGCGAGGGAUCCAUCAUCAUUGGCAAAAUCACGCAGCGCUACAAUGAGCGCACACCUCUCCAGAAACUGCAGUUCACCAUCGAGUACCAAGGACGCAAUGGAAGUUACUCUGGAGGCGGCAUUUACCACGUUCGCUAG
Drosophila subobscura is the source of this 942-nucleotide messenger RNA. RefSeq names its product probable protein arginine N-methyltransferase 1. The transcript is spliced from 3 exons. Gene Ontology annotation, molecular function: protein-arginine N-methyltransferase activity. NCBI's taxonomy places the organism in Eukaryota, Metazoa, Arthropoda, Insecta, Diptera, Drosophilidae. The record is from RefSeq and is a predicted model, not a curated record. Gene Ontology annotation, biological process: peptidyl-arginine methylation. Bases 1 to 942 code for a protein of 313 amino acids.